GAGCAAAUGAUACUAGGAAAUAUGAAUAAAACAUUUUGAAAAGUAUUGAAAUAUAAUCUUUCCAUUAUGGAUGAUUAUACACCUAUAGACGAAGAUUUUCCUGGAAGAUUGCUUCACCAAGCUGCCCUUUGGGAUAAUGCAGAAUUGUUGGAAGAUCUAUUAAGAGGUGAACAUGCUCAAUAUAUAAAUAGUCAAGAUUCUUGGGGUAGAACACCAUUACAUGCUGCAGCCAUAACAGAGAAUUCUCGAUGUUUAGAUAUUCUUCUUAAAGCAGGUGCCAAUCCAAAUAUACCAUGUGGGCCUAGAGGCCAUUACCGUACACCAUUACAUAUUUGCACAGAACAUGGUCAUAAUUCUAAUGUAGAAAAACUUUUGGAAUUCAAUGCUGAUUUAAUGAUCUGUGAUGACAAUGGGUUAAAUCCAUUGAAUAUAGCAGAAAAAUAUAAAAACAAUAUAUGUGUUAACUUACUUAAAUUGGCUGCUGAAAGAUAUGAAUUAGCAAAACAUGCAUCUCAUGCUUCAUUACGUGCUGCUUGCAUUCAAGGUGAUAUUGUGGCAGCUAGAAAUAUGAUUCAAAGUUUGUCAGCUGAUUUGGAAUCAAUUAUUAAUAUGGCUCCAAAUGGUGCAAAUACAUUACUCUUUAUUGCUUGUGAAAUGGGCCACAAAGAUAUAGUUAAAUUACUUUUGGAUAAUGGUGCAGAUUGUAGAAUACAUCCAGUUACUAAAUAUUGCCCAUUAUAUAUAGCUUGCCACAAUGGUAAAGUAGAAAUUGUGGAAAUGCUUCUUCGUUAUUUCCCUAAUCAAAUACAGUUCCUUACGGUAGAAAAAUGGCUGCCCAUUCAUGCAGCUGCUCUCAAUGGUCAUUAUUUGGUUAUUGAUAUAUUAUUAAAAUUUGAAUAUCCACAAAAUCUAUAUCAAAGAUAUAGAGACACUCCUGGAGAAUUUGAGUAUGAAAUGCCAUUUGAUAUUAAUACUCAGGAUGCUACAGGCCAAAAUGUUUUGUACAUAUCUAGUAAUUUGGGAAAUAUUAAAAUUGUGGAUAUGUUAUUAAGUUAUAAAGUGAAUGCACGAAAGAUAAAAGAAGAAGAUGCAGGAAUUACUCAGCCAUUGCCUAUAUCCAAACGAAAGAUAUCUAGUGGAAUUCAAAGGUUAAUGUCUACUUUGAAUUUUAGAAGCAAGUCUUAUGAUAAAAAGGAUGAUAAUAUGAUAAGUCCUAUAAAUAUAGAUUUAUAUUGCAAUAACAGUACUGAAACAGCAUUGCAUGCUGCUGUAAAAGCUAGACAUACAGAAGUUGUAGCAGCAUUGUUAUCAGCUGGAUCUAAUCCAAAUUUAUCAGCUAAAAUAUCUAAUGAUCAUGGUGAUCAAGAAAUGAACAACUCUACUGUAUUAACUAUAGCUUGUCAAAAUCGUGAUAUAAAAAUUGCUGAUCUUUUAUUAAAACAUGGAGCUGUCGAUAAUGAUUGUAAAGCAUUAAAAAUUGCAGCACAAAACAGAGAUGAGGCUUUGACUGCUAAGCUAUUAUCUAUAAAAGCUUAUCCCGACUCAGAGUAUAAAAUUAAUAAAAAAGCCAUGACAGACUGUACUCAAACUUCACAUUUUUCUGCACUUCCUUCUUUCGGUAAUGUUACUUAUUCCACUUUAUUUCCAAAUACUCCGACUAUGAUAAAUUGGCAUAAUCAACAAUGUCAUUUAUCUCAAAUUCGCUCACAAUGGUUGAUUGAUGCUGUACUACACGUUAACAAAAAAUUAAGUCCUAAAAAUAAUGAUCUUGUAUUAUAUGCUAUUACAAGGAUAGACAUAUCUCAUAAUUCUAUAACUUCUGUACCAUCUAUUAUAUUUUACUUGCAGAGUUUAAAAUACUUAAACAUGGCACAAAAUAAAAUUGAUAUUCUUAUAGCUGAAUCAAAAAAUCCAAAAGAUAAACUAUGUCCCGUUUUGGAGGAAAUAUAUUUGCAAGAUAAUCGUUUAGAGCAAUUACCUGACUUUAUAAUGAAUUUACCAUCUCUAGAAAUCAUGGAUGUAUCAAAUAAUAAAUUACAAUGCCUUCCAGAAAAUUUGUGGCGCGCACCUAAAUUGAAAGAGCUAAAUGCAUCAUUUAAUUUGUUACGUGACUUGCCUAGUCAAAUUUCUCAAAACAUUUCAAAAAAGCCAUCACGUGAAGAUUCAUUAAGCAAUAGUCCUAGCACACGAAGUUUAACUUCUCAAUUAGGUAUUCCUCGGGAUGAUUCUCUAGAAUUUGAAUCGUUUACAAAAAUAGCUAAUGCUCAAAUUAUAGAAAUGGAACGUCCACACUUUUGGACAGGAUCUAUCCAAGUUUCAGAAAAAGUUUCAGAUGAUAUAGAAACUGGUGUUAGAUCAUUAUUGGGAUCUUUAAAUUUAGCACACAAUUUGUUUAAUAGCAUACCAGUAGCAUUACCAUGUUUGGCUGUUAGCUUAGUCCGUUUAAAUAUGGCUUACAAUUCUCUUAGAUCAAUGAGUCAUAUUACUUCCUAUCCUGCCAGUUUAAAACAAUUGGAUUUAUCAAACAAUCAAAUUUCUUGUUGGCCUAGUUUGCCACAAAUUGAUAGUACAGAUUCAAUGGAACAAGCGAACACAGCUUGUUAUUGUCCUACUACUAAUAUACAAUCACCUAUGAUCCCUAACAAUAGACAAACAGCAACAUCUUUACGUGAUAUUGUUCUUAUGUCUGUAUGUACGCAUAGGAGGCAUUUACGACUAGAAAAUUUAAGAACACUUAUUCUUGCUAACAAUUUAUUGAGUAGAAUUCAAUUAACUUCAAUAGAUGAUGGAGAAAUGCCAAAUAUAGACGAGGAAGGUGUAGAUAAAGAUAUGAAAACAAACUAUUCUGGAUCUAAAUUAUAUCUCCUGUUUCCAAAUGUUAGUAUGCUGGAUAUAAGCAAUAAUCAAUUAAAAGAAAUACCUCAAAAUAUUUAUGAAUUGAAUAACUUAUCUGUUUUAAACAUCAGUGGUAAUACUGAAGUUGUUGAAUUACCCCCACAAAUGGGGUUGCUCUCUCGUUUAUGGAAUUUGAAUACUCAAGGUUGUAGAUUGCAAGAACCUUUAAAAACAAUGAUAGAAUCUAAAAAAUAUAAAACAAUGGAUGUUAUAGGUUAUUUAAAAUCAAUUCUUGAGGAUGCAAAGCCUUAUGCACGAAUGAAAUUAAUGAUUGUAGGAAUUCAAGGAAUUGGAAAAACAAGCUUAUUAGAACAAUUAAGACAAGAAGGUGAAGUUCCAAAUAAAAAGAAAUCAUCAGAACAUUGGGCUAAAAGAAUGGGUAAUAAAAAUAUAAAUGCUAAGACUGCCAGAGGAACAAUUAUAUCUACUGUUGGAGUUGAUAUCGGAGAUUGGAUAUAUGAGAAAAAAAUAAGAACACAAUCUUCACAUGGACCAGUUUAUUUUAGAACAUGGGAUUUUGGUGGACAAAGAGAAUAUUAUGCCACUCAUCAAUAUUUUCUUUCAAAACGUAGUUUAUAUUUAGUUGUAUGGAGAAUAACUGAUGGUUUCAAAGGUGUUUCUGAAAUAUUUCAAUGGCUAGUAAAUAUUCAAAGUAGAGCUCCUAAUUCUCCUGUAAUCAUAGUAGGUACACAUUAUGAUAUUUCAUAUGAUCAUAGUGAAAAACUACAACAAUACAUUCGCGAUAAAUUCAUUAAUGUUGUUGAUGCUGAAAAAUGUGGUUUACCAAAAGUAAUGGAAACAGUUGAAGUGAGUUGUAAAACUAGGCAUAAUAUAAAAAUGCUAUGCAAUUUAAUCUAUGAUGUUGUAUUUAGUUUAAGAUCUCCAGGAAGUAAAGAAUUAUUAUUAGAACAAAAAGUUCCUGCGAGUUAUCUUGCUUUAGAGGACGUUGUAAUACAACUUGCUCAUGACAGAAAAUUAGCUGGUGUAGAUCCUGUAUUAAAAGCUGAACAAUAUUAUGCUGCAGUAAAUAGUGAACUUCAAAAAUUACAUAGAUCUUUUAGAGAUCCAGCAGAAUUACAUCAAGCAACUCUUUUUCUUCAUGAAAAUGGAAUUAUUUUACAUUAUGAUGAUGCUACACUUAAAGAUUUAUAUUUCCUUGAUCCACAAUGGCUUUGCGAUAUGCUUGCCCAUGUAGUUACGAUAAGAGAGAUAAAUCCUUUUGCUCGAUCUGGUAUAAUGAAAUUAGAUGAUAUUCAACAUGUUUUUAAAUCUUCAACUAUAUCGUCAAUUGACACUCAAGGAUACAUUGUAAGUCUUCUUAACAAAUUCGAAGUUGCAUUAACUUGGGAUUAUCGUACUUUACUCAUACCAUCUCUUUUACCAACUGAAGAAGAUGUUUUAAGAAACAAUCAAAUUAUUAAAAUUCCAGUAAAAUCACGAAGUUGGUAUGCGCGUACUAAAAAAAUUACAUCGCCCAUGAUUACUUGUCUUAAUGUAGCAGGAGAAAAAGCAACUUCAGAAUGUGUAUUAACUUCUAGAUCACAACCUGACUGUUCUGUAACAAGAUUACUUCUUAUGUCUUAUUUUCCUAGUGGCUUUUGGUCCAGACUCAUAACAAGAAUCUUAGCUGAUGAUGCUAUUGUAGAGAUUGUUAUGUCUUUUUUAGCUCCUUUCAAAGAUUUUGUUGAUGACAAUAUUUUCGCAAGUUUAUUGGAUAUCCAAGCAGAAUGGAUUUUAUGGCAAACUGGUAUAGAAUUACGUUAUGCUGGAAUUACUUUAUUGCGUUUAAAAGAAGUUAAUUAUAAUUUAAAAAAUUCGCCUUACGAUUAUAGACAAUUUAAGUUUAAACUAAAACAAGAUGGUAUAUGGUGUACAGUUGAUUUAAAAAAUUCUGCUAUUUUAGAAAUUUGGUUUCCUGUUGACACACUUGUUAUUAAGCAACCGAUUAUGACAGAUUCGAUAGAUGAUGAACCAGUAGGAUACCAAGCAAUUGCAGUAGAACCACGACCAGAAAGUGUACCGCAAAUGUUAGCUUUAAUAGUUGAUCAUAUUGAUAUUUUAUUAGAAGAUUGGUACCCAACUUUAGGUACACGUUUUGUACAUACCUCUGAAGGAAAAUUAUUAGUUACAAGGCUGAUCCCUUGUCCUAGAUGUUUGCUUAGCAAUAUAGAUUAUGAAAAUGAAAUACAUGAUAAUAAUGAUCAUUUAACAGAAGAUAUUCAUAAAUAUUAUAUAAAUCGUGAGAGACAAAGCCAAGAUAGUUACAAAUCUGAUGGUGAUAGUGGCGUAGGAUAUGAUAGUUUAACAUCAAGUAGAAUGUCAUCAUUAGAAGGACAUCCCGAAAUAUGGAGAAACUUCCAUUCAGAAAGUAUACUUACAUAUUCUUGGAUGGUUGAGGAAUGUAUUCUUGCAGCUUAUAGUAAUAAACCAAUCAGUUGUCCCAAACAUUCAGAUAUACCACUCUCUCAUGUAGCACCUGAUAUUAUUUUCAUGGAUUUAGGUGUUAAACAUUUAAUAAGAUCAGAAGAUAUUAAACGGGGAAAAUUAUUGGGAAGAGGUGCAUUUGGUUUUGUUUUUAAAGGUGUUUGCCGCCUUCCUGGUACACAUAUUAAGACAGAUGUUGCUAUUAAAAUGUUACAACCUGUUCCACCAGGUUCAAAUUCAAAACAAUCUGCCAUUCUUGCAUAUAAAGCUGCGCAAAGUAAAUGGGAUAGAGAUCCUCUUCAAUAUGCAUGCAAAGCAUAUUGUACAGCUAGACAAGAACUAAAUAUAUUAUUGACUUUAAGACAUGCCAAUAUUGUACCAUUAAUAGGUAUAGUUAUCAGUCCAUUAGCUUUAGUAUUAGAUCUAGCACCUGAAGGAGCAUUAGAUAAUGUUUUAAAAAAUUAUAGAAGAUCAGGUGCUAAACUGGAUCCAUAUACUCUACAAGCUAUAAUUCUUCAGGUGGCGAAAGCUGUAGAAUAUCUUCAUCAACAGCACGUAAUAUACAGAGAUUUAAAAUCUGAAAAUGUUUUGGUAUGGCAAAUGCCAUUACCAUUUCAAGAUCAUCCAGAACAUCCAGUACAUGUAAAAGUAGCUGAUUAUGGUAUAUCUAGAUUGACAUUACCUACAGGUGCUAAAGGAUUUGGAGGAACAGAAGGUUUCAUGGCUCCUGAAAUUAUAAAAUAUAAUGGAGAAGAAGAGUAUACUGAAAAAGUGGACUCGUUUUCAUUUGGCAUGUUUAUAUAUGAAUUAAUAACUUUAAGACAGCCAUUUGAAGGACAUGAGGCAGUUAAAGAAUGCAUUUUAGAAGGUGGAAGACCUCCAUUAACAUAUAGAGAAACUUUUCAUCCAUGUUAUGCUCUUGAUUUAAUGGUUAUUUGCUGGGCUCAAAACCCAAAAGAUCGACCCACAGCUAGUCAAAUAGUAUCUAUCGCAUCAGCACCAGAAUUUACUCAUUUAAUAGAUGUUAUAUUAUUGACAGAAAGAACACAAGUUACUGCUGUUACUAUGACAAAUACAAUUUCAGAAGAAAAUAUAAAUGGAGAUGAAAUUUGGUUUGGCUAUAAUAAUGGUGAAGUGGAUAUGUUAAUAGGAACACAAAAAGGAUGGUUACGACAUAUUAGAAUUGAAACACCAGUAAUACCAUAUGCUAUGUGUGGAGUAGAUGGUUAUAUAUGGAUUGGAGAUAAUACUGGACAAAUACAUGUAUACUUGGAAAACAAUUUUGGCUGUGUAGCUAGUUAUCAUCUUGAACCAGAUCAUAACAAAGAAUCCAAAGUAGUAGGUUUAAUAUAUUUGGAACCAUUAAAACAAUUUGCUAUAGCACUACACAGUGGUAAAACAUUUCUUUUAUCUAAUUCAUUUACACAAAUGAAAAAAACAGAAAUUAGUACGGAUAUACAUGAUAAUAUAAAAACAUAUUCUAUAGCAGCAGUAUAUAAAAAAAAACGUAUAUUAGAAUUAUGGAUGGGUCAAAGUUUUGGUAGAAUAACCAUUUAUAUAUUAAAAGAUAUUAAUUUAAUUGAUACAAUUCAAAUUUCACAUGUAACUGGAGAUACAGCUAUGAAAAAUUUAUUUGCUACAUAUUUAUUAAGUGCAGAACAUUCAAUUUUAUCAUAUACCUACCCUGGAUGUAUUGUUUAUCAAUGGGAUAUUGAUUCUAGACAAAUAAUAAAUAAAUUAGAUAUGUCUAAGUUAGUUCCUUGUUCGGAAAGUUUUAAAUCAAUCUCUAUAGAAGAGAAUCUGACAACAGAAAAAUGUCAAAUAACUGCUCUUGAAUCAUAUAUGAAUCAACUUUACAUUGGCACUACUUGGGGUUGUAUUGUUGUUGCUGAAUGUAGUACAUUGAGGCCAAUAACAGUAUUUAGACCUUUUGAAGGUAAAGUGUGUCAAAUAAUUUCAUUUAAAUCAACCGAUAAAAAAAAACUUAUAUUAGUAACAGUUGGUCAGGGCUAUAGAAGUUUAAUAUCACGUUUUACUGAUUUUCCAAUAAAUGGUACAGAAGUAGAAGAUCUUAAGCAUAACAUGUACACUCUUUUAUGGAGAUCUGAACAUUGGUCCGCAGCAUAAAUCUUUCUUAAAAUAUUAUAUCAUUCUCUUUAUUGAUAAAAAAAAUGUGAUUAUAAUUAUUCAAAAAUGUUUAAUUAAUAAUAUGCAUAUAUUGCUAAAAAUGUUGCAUGAUGCAAGAUUACAGUAAAAAUAUUAUCAGUUAAGAAAUAAAAUUUGUCCAUUUUAUAUUAUAUCCUAUAGAUAAGGAGCUUUGUGCAGCUUGCCUCAUUCGCGUAAGAACUUCCUUUAAUAAAUAGAUUUGGGAGGUCCAUGCUUAAAUAUGUACAAAUUUUAAGGUGCUUGAUAGAAGUAAUUUUCAUGAUAUUGAAAAAACAUUUGUAUUCUCACAUAAUAUUUGCCAAACAAUUUUGUAUAUUUAUUCAUUGACUUAGAUAAAUCUACAGCACUGUAACAUAAUUGAAAAAGGAUUAACUGUUAAAAAUUAUGUAAUAAUUAAUACAUGGUACAUUUCUUAAUGUAUUUAAAUAUAUUAAUUGAAUGAUCUCUAAAGUAGAAAAUACGAAAUAUUUCAUAUUAUGACCGAAAUAUUUAUAUCACAUACUUCAUCAUCAAAUAUCACAUUAUACUCUAAUACAUAUUAGAAACAUAUUCCUUCCAAACCUAAUAGCAGGGUCACAAAUAUAAUAUUUUUGUAGAAGAAUGGUGAUGUUUUAAAUAGAGUAUUAUUUAUAUGUAUGUAAAGCAAUAGACACAGUGCACUCAUUUAAAUUUAUUGAAUUUAUAUUAAUUUAAUCUGUAAUAAAUGAAUAUAUAAUAAAACAAAAUAUUACAUAUAAUAUGCAUUUUUGUAUUGCUAUUUGAGUUUAAAAU
This is a messenger RNA of Vespa mandarinia (Asian giant hornet), 8256 nucleotides long. RefSeq names its product Leucine-rich repeat kinase (gene Lrrk). The record is from RefSeq and is a predicted model, not a curated record. Lineage: Eukaryota; Metazoa; Arthropoda; Insecta; Hymenoptera; Vespidae. Gene Ontology annotation, molecular function: ATP binding; protein binding; protein kinase activity. Gene Ontology annotation, biological process: protein phosphorylation.